Salmo salar (Atlantic salmon) is the source of this 1619-nucleotide messenger RNA. NCBI's taxonomy places the organism in Eukaryota, Metazoa, Chordata, Actinopteri, Salmoniformes, Salmonidae. The record is from RefSeq and is a predicted model, not a curated record.
UGUGAACAAACUCCAUGUCUACUUCUCUAUUCAAACAAUCCUCUCUGACACAGUCACCAUCUUCUGUUAAGUCAGACUAACAGUCUGUAGACGUCUGAUAAAUGGCAUUGUUCAUCCCUGAUAUGGCUGGUCAUCUGUUUUUGGUCAUCCUCCUUUUUGUCACCUUCCAACACAUCGAAGCCCAAGGUCAUUAUCCAAAACCAGAUAUUACAGUCAUUUCUGAUGGGUACUUCAGCGUCUUGUGUUUGAUUCCUGGAUCCGUCAGUCCUGACACCACCUGUAACCUGUAUGUUGGAGAGGAGAGUCAGCCAUCCUUCACAGCAAAGAUCAAGAAGAGAAAAGCCACCUCAGCAGCCGGAGAGCAGUUCUGUCAAUUCACUCCAAAUCAUAGUGAUCUGAUCAGUGGUCUACAGUCAGUGAGGAGUAAGGAGGUGAGCUGUGACUACAGAGUGAGCUCAGGACCAAACUCUCUCUCUCCACGCAGUGAUGGGUACAGCUUUACAGAUCUGGUGGGAGUUUACAUUAGUGAUCCAACAACUAAACCCUUUCCAACAGAAACAGCUGUGGGAAUAAGGCAGGGAGCAGUGGGUGUGGCUUCUGGAGUGGGCAUGUUGCUGAUGGGAUUGACAGCUGUCUAUCUCUGGAGGAGGACCAAGAAGAACAAUUCUCAGAGACCUACAUCCAGACAGCAUGAUCACAGCCAAUGUGAUUUGGUGAUGGGAGCUGUGAGCAGUGCAGGCAUGUUGGAUCUAAGGGAUGCUGGGGUCUAUUCUCUCAUCACCACUUUACCGUUCACGUUAUUGCCCUCAGGCCCUGUUGAAGAGAAUGGACAGUCAUCUGAAAAAGACAAUUCUGAUACGUACCACGUAUACAGCUCAAUCCCCGACAGACCAGCAACCUCAGCCCAGACGGAUGGGUUGUACAGUCUUCUGCAGACACACUGACACUACACCACUGGCUUCUGUUACAUGCCUUUCCAUAAUAUAGGUUACUGUGUUACUAUUUUUAUUCAAGGGUUUUGGAGGGGUCAUACUCCCCUUUAAACAUUUUUCUUUUCCCACCCCUCAGUAAAUGCUAAAUAUAUGCUGUAUUUAUAUAUAUUCUGUCAUCUGUGUUAUACCGCCUUCCAUAACUGUUGGAUAGAAUUAAUAAAAAAUAAAAAAAAUGAAAUCAAAAUAAAUACAAAUAUAAUAUAAUAUUUUGGUUUUAAUAAUGUUUACAUUGUUGGCAACAUCAGAUAAUCAAUACUGAAAAAGACAGAUUUCCUAAAUACUAUUAAACUACCCAUUCCCCAUGUUUACCCGUUAUUUUCCAAGUUCCCCGUUUAACUUCAGCACUUCAGUCUCCCCUCCAAUGUGCAGUGUUGUAGACAUGUUCUAGCAUUUUAGUCCAAUGACUGUGGAGCAGUUAAGAUGAAAUUGGACUUUCAUUUAAAAAAAAAUCUCCAGUUAACAUGGGAGAUUAGCCUCGUUUUACCUUCCAGAUAAGGCUCUUGAGGUACAGUAAAUCAAAUGCUUUCUUUGUCACGAAUCCCACCGAAGGUGGCUCCCCUGCCUGCUCGGGCGGCGCUCGGCGGUCGUCGUCGCCGGCCUACUAGCCGCCGCUGAUCCCUUUUUCCU